AUGUGUAGUGGAGGACUAAGUGGGGGUGACGAUGACACGUCCAUGUGUAGUGGAGGACUAAGUGGGGGUGACGAUGACACGUCCAUGUGUAGUGGAGGACUAAGUGGGGAUGAUGAUAACACUUCCAUGUGUAGUGGAGGACUAAGUGGGGGUGAUGAUGACACGUCCAUGUGUAGUGGAGGACUAAGUGGGGGUGAUGAUGACAAGUCCAUGUGUAGUGGAGGACUAAGUGGGGGUGAUGAUGACACGUCCAUGUGUAGUGGAGGACUAAGUGGGGAUGAUGAUAACACUUCCAUGUGUAGUGGAGGACUAAGUGGGGGUGAUGAUGACACGUCCAUGUGUAGUGGAGGACUAAGUGGGGGUGAUGAUGACACGUCCAUGUGUAGUGGAGGACUAAGUGGGGGUGAUGAUGACACGUCCAUGUGUAGUGGAGGACUAAGUGGGGAUGAUGAUGACACGUCCAUGUGUAGUGGAGGACUAAGUGGGGAUGAUGAUAACACUUCCAUGUGUAGUGGAGGACUAAGUGGGGGUGACGAAGACACGUCCAUGUGUAGUGGAGGACUAAGGUAG
This is a messenger RNA of Pecten maximus, 570 nucleotides long. Its product is annotated as loricrin-like. The record is from RefSeq and is a predicted model, not a curated record. Lineage: Eukaryota; Metazoa; Mollusca; Bivalvia; Pectinida; Pectinidae. The transcript has a single exon. The coding region runs from base 1 to 570 and encodes 189 amino acids.